This is a messenger RNA of Branchiostoma floridae (Florida lancelet), 2488 nucleotides long. RefSeq names its product beta-hexosaminidase subunit beta-like. Gene Ontology annotation, cellular component: membrane. Gene Ontology annotation, biological process: ganglioside catabolic process; carbohydrate metabolic process; glycosaminoglycan metabolic process. The record is from RefSeq and is a predicted model, not a curated record. The transcript is spliced from 13 exons. Gene Ontology annotation, molecular function: beta-N-acetylhexosaminidase activity. The coding region runs from base 108 to 1892 and encodes 594 amino acids. NCBI's taxonomy places the organism in Eukaryota, Metazoa, Chordata, Leptocardii, Amphioxiformes, Branchiostomatidae.
GCGUUCCCUACGCAAACCUAUUUUCGCAAUCAAUCAGUCGCCUUUAUUACUUGUCGUAACUGAACUGGCAGGGACGCGGUGUUGUGGCCUACUCAGCACGGGGAAACAUGAAGCUGUUGGUGUGUUGUGUGUUCGUCGUUCUUGCUUGUCAAAGUACAUUAGCAGACUGGGUUCGGCAGCCAUUUUGGUACGACGAUGCACGCCGAGACAAGGUCGCCAAGGGCACCGUGUGGCCUCAGCCCAAGUCCAUCCAGACAUCAACACAGAGUCUGUCUCUCAACCCGGAUAGUUUCAGCUUCACGACGACGGCCAAUUCAGCCACUUCUGAUGCUUGCAAGGAUGUACUUGACCCCGCCCUUGAAAGAUACCGCGCUCUCCUGUUCUGGAUUCCUGCGGACGCCAGAGUAAGUGUGAGCGGAGACAGCGUGGUAGGCAGUCUGCGUGUGUCCAUUACGGGCACAUGCACCAAGUACCCAAGCCUCGAUUCGGACGAGUCUUACAGCCUUGAAGUUCCCUCCAGCGGAGAAGCGACGCUUUCUGCCCAAACCGCAUGGGGCGCUCUCAGAGGUCUGGAGACCUUCAGCCAGCUGGUUUAUGAAGUUGAUGGAAAGCACAAGCUGAAUGUGACAACUAUCAACGAUGAGCCGAGAUUCCCACACCGGGGCGUCAUGUUGGACACGGCCAGACACUUUCUACCUGUGCCCUAUAUCAAGCAGAAUCUGGACGCCAUGUCUUAUAACAAGAUCAACGUGUUCCAUUGGCACAUUGUGGACGAUCAGUCGUUCCCCUUUCAAAGUAAAACCUAUCCAGACCUCAGUGGAAAGGGUGCCUACACCCAGGAUAACGUUUAUUCACCAGAAGACGUCCAGUCCGUGGUGGAGUACGCGCGCCUGCGCGGAAUCAGGGUCAUCCCUGAGUUCGACUCUCCAGGCCACAUGCAGUCCUGGGGUCAAGGUCACCCCGAACUACUCACGAGCUGCAGCCCCACAAGUAUUCAGCAGGACAUCUACCACCUUGGGCCAGCUAACGUGGCGAGAAACAGCACAUAUGACUUCAUGCAGCGGCUGUUCCAGGAAAUACGUGAAGUCUUCGCGGAUGACUACUUUCACCUGGGCGGUGACGAGGUCCACUUCCAGUGCUGGAUGAGCAAUGAUGAAAUUCAGCAGUUCAUGCGACAACAAGGCUUUCAAAACACGACAGAAGGCUUUGCUCAACUGGAAGGGUAUUACAUACAACGGUUGAUAAACGUCCUGAAUGGGUUUCCAACAAGGACGCGAGGAAUCGUUUGGCAAGAGAUCUUCGACAACAACAUCCUAAGUGGGGACUUCACGAUUGAUUUAGACACCAUCAUCCACGUGUGGCAGUGGAACAAUAGCAACUUCCAGGGAAUCCAGUACUGGGACGAGCUGCCGCUGGUCACGGCUGCGGGGUACAAAGCUAUCCUGUCGUCCUGCUGGUACCUCAACUUCAUCAGCUACGGACGGGACUGGCCAGAGUACUACGCGUGCGAUCCACACAACUUCACCGGAACCGCCCAGCAGAAGCAGUUGGUGAUCGGAGGAGAAGCGCCCCUGUGGGCAGAAUGGGUGGACGCUACCAACGUCGUCGCUCGAUUGUGGCCCCGUGCCAGUGCAGCGGCAGAACGCCUGUGGAGCCCGCAGACGCUGACUGAUGCCACCGCGGCUUCUCCUAGGAUGGAGGAACACAGGUGCAGGAUGGUCAGACGCGGUAUCCGUGCCCAGCCACAAGGACCCAGCUACUGCAAGUACGAGUGGAACCUGGCAGGGGAGUCCAACUACGUCCCCACCGCCUCUGGCGCGCUGGGGAUGAUGGGAUAUAUCCAGCAGCUGUUGUUGUUCUGCUGUUUGGUCUUGACCUUUGGCUUUUGGUGAAUAGAACGAUACUGAGCGUAGUUGCUCGAGCUCUCAUAUCGCUUGACUAGUAUACUUUACACCCCUAUUUCACCAGGGCGGCUACAUUGUUGCGACUACCCAGAGAUCGCUCAAUGUGUUUCAUGCAUAAAAUGAUUUCUUUUGUGUGACUUGUCAGUCAUAUUUCUAGCGUGAUAUUCGAGGUAUGUAGUUAAGGAUUACACAAAGCCAACUGAGGGCGCAGCGAGUUCACAGUGCGAUUAGAGUAUAGUGGGAUUCAGUUUUGCCAUAUUCUGUAGUGGGUAGUAAAAUAUGGUAUGGGAUAUAUACUGUCUCGUUUGGGGCCAUCCAAAUGCAAUCUACGUCAAACAAUGUAUAAUUAAUGUAAGCAUAGACUGACUUACUUCAAUCUUAAACUCACUGGCCUCGCUUAAGGUACUUUGGACCACGCUGGUAGAGAUUAAGUGCGUAAAUUGCAAUGAUCGUCGUCGGGGAUUGACAUCAUUUUGUAUGCGCUGUGCUUUUUAGAAUUUUGCAUUAACAUGUUCUUAAUGUCCUGAAACUCUAGACGUUCCGAUGAUAAUCAUAUCAACUUAGAUGCCACUUUACUCAUCUUA